GCGGAACGGGAGCGGGGGUCAUGGCGGAGACCGGCUCGGUGCACGCGACCCGCUUCGAGGCGGCCGUGAAGGUGAUCCAGAGCCUGCCCAAGAACGGUUCAUUCCAGCCAACGAAUGAAAUGAUGCUGAAGUUUUAUAGCUUUUAUAAGCAAGCAACCCAAGGACCCUGUAACAUUCCAAGACCUGGAUUUUGGGAUCCGAUUGGUAGAUAUAAAUGGGAUGCCUGGAGUGCCUUGGGAGACAUGUCCAAAGAAGAAGCCAUGAUAGCAUAUGUCGAAGAAAUGAAAAAGAUACUUGAGAGUAUGCCCAUGACGGACAAAGUUGAAGAAUUACUACAAGUAAUAGGCCCGUUCUAUGAAAUAGUAGAAGAUAAAAAGAAAAGAGGAUCUGACCUAACCUCAGUUCGAAUGGAGAAAGUCUCUAAAUAUUUGGAAGACCUUAGUAAUGUCAUGACUUCCACUCCAAAUAUGAAGGCUGUGAAUGGGAAAGCUGAAAGUAGUGACAGUGGAGCUGAGUCAGAGGAGGAAGGGCUUCGUGAAGAUGAAGAAAAAGAAAUACAGCUAAAUGCCAAGGAAUAUAAGAAAGUGAAGCAAGACUCAGCAGCUGCUAAGGAUUUGGAAAGUAUUGUCACUAAUGGCUGUUCUAAGGACAACUUUAUCCCCAAUCUGCAGAAUGGCAUCCAGACCAAAUCUGCCCUGAAUGGCCUGAAUGUGGAAGAAGAAAUGAAGAAAACAGAGCAAAGCCUAGAGCUAACUAGUAACACUGCUCACCAAGGUGCAAAUGAAGAGAACGCCGAAGAGAUCUCAGGAACUCCGCACCUAACUAGUGAUUCAGACAGUGAGGUUUACUGUGACUCUAUGGAGCAGCUAGGACUAGAAGAGUCUUUGGAGAUCAACACAUCAGCCAAAGGAUCCUUAAAGCCUUCAUCACACUUUUUGGAUGUGGAUCACAGUCUUCUGGUAGAAAAUACAGGUUUUCCGGGACGGGCUGACGUGGCGCACAGGUGUCUCCAACUCAGAAGUGAUGCAGAGGAAACAGCUCAAGAACAAGGCGAAGUCAAGUGUGGAGGAGAGGAUGGCAAGGCCAAUAACGGGGGUCCUCACAAGGAGAAGAAAGGUGGAGAAAAAGCGGAUUUCUAUGGUGUCAGAAGAGGGAGAGGCAAGGUCUGCAUCCUUACCAUCAAACCAGUCCUCUGGCAAGAAGCCAUCGUGGUGGCCCUUCGAAAUUUCCCCUGGUGUUUUAGCUUUUGCUGUUGUAUGGCCCUUUAUUGCCCAGUGGCUGGUGCACGUAUAUCUUCAAAGAAAGAGAAGAAAACUGAAUUGAGAAUUUACGACUUCACUUAAAGACUACUAGGACUAGGAGGCCCUGGAAAGUGAAGGAAUUCUGUCUUCUCAUAGAACCUCAGGAUCUGGGAUGCCGUUCCUUCUGCUGUAGUAAUAUUUUGUACUACCUUUGAGCAAAACAUUUAAGAACUAACGUUACUGAUACUUGAAUGAUUCACUGCUCCUAGGUUACGAAUAAAAUAAACUUAAUUCCAUCCUUAAAACACCAUGAACAAGAAUUACUCCGGAAGGUGCUUAGGGGUGGACCUUCCGUAAUUUCUGAUCUCACUGUUGUCAGAUAAUGGGGAAAAUGUCAUCUUUGUAAAAGAGUAAAUGAAAAAUAUGUAAAAUUAACAUAGAAAUAAUUUUACAGUCAUGGGAUCUCUGCCUGUUUUUGCCAGGGCUCCCUUCUAUCAGCUGAGAACAGUAGUGACAUAUGAAUUUAUGGAUUCCUUACACACUGUAAGCCAGUGGGGGGGAUACAACACAGCUCUGAGCCCUGGAGCCGGUUAUUUUUGCUGCUAAACCACAGUGGAGCCAAUUUCCUUGUAAAUGGCUCAAAAAGGAAAAUUGAAUGUUUCACUUAUCCAUAAAAUUGCAAAGGAAUCUAGAGAUCUGUUAUAAUUUGUCUUGCAAGGCAGAGCUGUUGAUAAGGGGGGAGGUGUCAGGUAUCGGUGUGCAAGCAGUGUGUGGUACAAGGGAUUCUUCUAAAGAGGCUGCACCUUAAUUUAAUGUUGAUAAUUGUAUUCUUCAUGUCAACACCUUGGCCUAAGUAAAACGUAUAGGAAAUGCACAAGGUUUCAGUGGAGAUUAAAAACUAACUCUGUAAGAAUAUCUCUAAAAUUUUAGAAAGCUCACUGUAUUUAAGUAAGUCUUCUGAUGUCAGUUUAUGGCAAAUUAAAAUAAGAUUUUACCUAGUCCUACUCUCUUUUGGACUUCUCCCACUCAUUAAAAUAAAAGGCAAUUCC
This is a messenger RNA of Nothoprocta perdicaria, 2290 nucleotides long. RefSeq names its product acyl-CoA binding domain containing 5 (gene ACBD5). NCBI's taxonomy places the organism in Eukaryota, Metazoa, Chordata, Aves, Tinamiformes, Tinamidae. The coding region runs from base 21 to 1343 and encodes 440 amino acids. Gene Ontology annotation, cellular component: peroxisome. Gene Ontology annotation, molecular function: fatty-acyl-CoA binding. The transcript has 12 exons. The record is from RefSeq and is a predicted model, not a curated record. Gene Ontology annotation, biological process: fatty acid metabolic process; autophagy of peroxisome.